This is a messenger RNA of Nicotiana attenuata, 2285 nucleotides long. RefSeq lists its product as uncharacterized. NCBI's taxonomy places the organism in Eukaryota, Viridiplantae, Streptophyta, Magnoliopsida, Solanales, Solanaceae. The record is from RefSeq and is a predicted model, not a curated record. Bases 192 to 1808 code for a protein of 538 amino acids. The transcript has 9 exons.
CUAAAAAAAAAAGGAAGGAAGAAAAGGGCUAUGACACUCUACAUUUGAGAAAGCUCCAGUCUGUCACUACUUGUAGCAACUUCUUAUAAUAUGAGCAUUGAUUCAUUGUCAUUCCCUAUUGUGGUUUGAUAGUAUAGUCCUAAUAUAAUAAAAAAAGAUUAACAGAAGAUCAAAAUCAAGUAGCUGUAGAUAUGAAAUUUUGGAUGUAUAGUUGUGGGGUAUUGGCUAAUAAUCCCCAGAAGCAGCAGCAUUUCUUGUUCAGCUGUUGUUCACGGCGACUGAUCUCAUGUACCAAUUUUUGUGGGUUCAUGUUGUUUGCCUUAGGCUUGAUUUCACUCUUCACUGGCUACGUGGCAUCCAAUCUUGAAUGGUACUCUCAGCCACUCCUCAAACCUUCUUGGUUCUACAAUCAGGAAGGAGGUGCACCAAUCGAUAUUUGGAAGUCAAGGUAUUCCGCAUCUUACCUUGGAUGCAGUGAGAGUGGCCCUCGUUUUGCUUCUGCUGUGAGUGUGCGAUCUUCAAAUGGAUAUCUACUUAUUGCAACUAGCGGAGGACUCAACCAACAAAGGACUGGAAUAACGGAUGCUGUGGUUGUUGCACGGAUUCUUAAUGCCACUUUAGUUGUACCUGAGUUGGACCAUCAUUCAUUUUGGAAGGAUGAUAGUGAUUUUGUCAACAUCUUUGAUGUUAAAUGGUUCAUCUCAUACCUUGCAAAGGAUGUCAGUAUUGUUAAAAGAGUUCCAGUGAAGGUCAUGAAGUUAAUGCAAAAACCUCCAUAUACCAUGCGCGUUCCAAGAAAAUCAGAACCUGAAUAUUACUCGGACCAAGUAUUGCCUGUACUUUUAAGGAGACGUGUUCUUCAGUUGACAAAAUUUGAUUAUCGGCUUGCUAAUGACCUUGAUGAAGAGCUGCAAAAAUUGCGUUGCCGUGUGAAUUAUCAUGCCUUAAAAUUCACUAAGCCCAUAAGGAAUCUUGGUCAGAAACUUGUAGUGCGUAUGCGAAAGAUGGCAAGACGUUUCAUUGCAGUUCAUUUGAGGUUUGAACCUGAUAUGCUAGCAUUUUCUGGGUGCUACUAUGGCGGGAGUGAUAAGGAAAGAUAUGAAUUGGGUGAGAUAAGAAAAAGAUGGGCCACUUUACCUGAGCUGAGCCCUGAUGAAGAGCGAACUCGAGGGAGAUGUCCGUUAACACCCCACGAAGUUGGGCUUAUGCUGCGGGCGCUUGGCUUCAAAAAUGAUACAUACCUUUAUGUUGCAUCUGGUGAAAUAUAUGGUGGAGAAAAAACUCUCCAGCCUCUAAAAGAGCUGUUUCCAAACUUUUAUACCAAAGAGAUGGUUGCUGGUGAUGAGCUGAAACCUUUUCUUCCUUACUCUUCUCGUCUCGCAGCAAUUGACUACAUUGUAUGUGAUGAAAGUGAUGUAUUUGUCACUAACAAUAAUGGGAACAUGGCUAAGAUCCUUGCUGGUAGUAGGAGGUACAUGGGGCACAAGAGGACCAUCAGACCAAAUGCCAAAAGACUCAGCGCUUUGUUCAUGGCUCGAAAUAAGAUGGACUGGGAGACAUUCUCCAGAAAGGUCAAAUCAUGCCAAAGAGGAUUCAUGGGAGAACCUGAGGAAAUGAGACCAGGGCGUGGAGAGUUUCAUGAAUUUCCAUCCUCGUGUAUCUGUAAGACACCAUUCAAUCAUUCAAAUGUCAUAAACAGAUACAACGAUCAUAUUUCAGGAAGGAAUCCAACUCUGCCGGAGUCACAAUAUAGGUACAUAAACAAUAGCAGUGACCUUGAGGAGAAGAGCUCAGAGAAAUUUCAGUAGAGGAAAUUUGAAAGGUGACUUUAUUGUAUUUAAAGAGGACCCCGGGGCAUUGGUUCAAUGGUAAGGAUGCAGCAUGUGAUGUAUUGAUUAAGUGCACAUCAUGGAUUCGAACCGUGCCAUAGACAAAGCCUAGUAUUUAUAUUGGGAGGAGGGUAGAGAGACAGAGAGUAUACUCCCUGCAAUUUCAGACCUUGCUCGAAAUGGAGUCGGGUCAGAAGGCUAGAGAAUCUUUGUAUUAGAAGAGGCUGAGUUAAUCCGACUAUAUGAGUUACUCGGGGAAGUGUUAUAGAAUUGUCUGCCUUCUUUUGGCAGGACUUGAGGGGCUGAAGCCACAGCAGCACUUGAGUCAAUUGUCUAAAUUUGUUUUUUGGUUCACUGCUAUUUUUUCAGAAAGCUGAUGCUGAUGUGCUACAACUGUUGAUAUAUAUUUUUGUAAGAUAUGUAUAGAACAAAGAAGAAAAAGAACCUUGAUCUCCA